AUGGCGAAGAAGUGCGCCACCAGCAGCUACUGCUCCAUCUUCUGCACCAUGGAGCUCCUUGCCGUUGGUGCGCAGAUCCUUGGGGGGGUUCAGCUAUAUCGUCGCGAUACUCCAGCAAGGAAGGACAAGCGGGUUACCUGGCCGAUGGACAACAAGCAACAAGAUGACACCAAUGAGCCCGGGCCCCGCAAUAGGGGCCCCAUGUGCGUGAGUGUCGAGUCUCUGGUGAAUGAGCAACCUGGCGGCGCCGCGUCCCCGCCGGACGAGCGACCUGCCGGCGGCGAGCCUCCGCUAGACAAGCAGCCUGACGUCGUCGACAGCAACGCCGACACCGGCAUGGACGCCUUCAGCGCCAGAGCACAGUACCGGGUCCAGACCUCCGACGAGGUGUUCAGCGAUGUUCACAACGCCAUUGGUGUUGACGAUGAGAUGAAGCAACCCGAGGAAGAGAAGGAGGCAGGGAACGGGUCCUUGGAGAAGACUAUGGGGGCUGCUGUGCAAGCGGAGCUCGAUAAAAUAAGGGCCGAAACUCCCGAGGAAGCUGGCGAGCGCAUCGCCAAUGCAAUCGUCUUUGGCGAGUUGUACAUUAAUGGCGACAAGAACAGCCUUAUCGCUGCAGGAAUACCUGAUCGAGCUCAUGAGGGCGGCAGAGAUCUUACUGCCUUUGAUGAACUGCAGUUUUACACUGGACGACGAUACUUGGGAAAAGAACAAGCUCACGGUAACAGCCCAUGUCUUCGACUCGAUGCAAUGCUGGAAUUCAAAGAGGAAGUGCUAGCUGACGAGUACCCCGAAGCUGUAAUCGAGGUGUUACAAUAUAUGCGGCGGAGGAAAUACACGACUGGCCUUGAUGUGGAGCAGCAGUUCUUCGACAUAUGUGUUGGCGUGGACGCACUUCGUGCCGAGUUAGCUGACAUGAAGAACGAGUUAGCUGACGUGAAGAUGGAACUUCGAUCCCUCAAGGCGUCAGUGGAGACCGAACUGCAGUCCGUCAGGGCGUCAGUGCAGUCCCUCAAGGCAUCAGUGGAAUCACUAAUUGCUGCUCAAGCCGCCGCUGCUGAGAUGAUAAGCCGGGAUAAUGCACGCCUACGAGAGGAGAUCGCUCGGUUGACGCGGGCGGCAGCAUUAAUACUGGGAACACCCCAAGAAUGA
This is a messenger RNA of Phytophthora sojae, 1152 nucleotides long. RefSeq lists its product as hypothetical. Bases 1 to 1152 code for a protein of 383 amino acids. Lineage: Eukaryota; Oomycota; Peronosporomycetes; Peronosporales; Peronosporaceae. The transcript has 3 exons. The record is from RefSeq and is a predicted model, not a curated record.